Messenger RNA from Blastomyces gilchristii SLH14081, 4029 nucleotides. RefSeq lists its product as uncharacterized. The record is from RefSeq and is a predicted model, not a curated record. The transcript has 5 exons. The coding region runs from base 665 to 3268 and encodes 867 amino acids. NCBI's taxonomy places the organism in Eukaryota, Fungi, Ascomycota, Eurotiomycetes, Onygenales, Ajellomycetaceae.
UUUUUUUUUUUUUUUUUCUUUUUCUCACCUACUUCCUUACCUGAAUCUUUUCUAUUUUUCCCGGUGCCUUGCGUGUAGCAUUAUUGGGGAUUGGGGCGUUCAUUGGGAUUAUUUAGGGCUUUUUUCUCUCUCUUCUCCUCGGUUAGUUGAAGGGCCAUGAAUCGUGAUAUUGCUUUUUUGUUGUUUGUAGCAGAAUUAGGCGUUAUAUUUUAUAUAUCCAGGUACAACUGGUGAUUAGCAUUCCUCCCAGAGGAAGGAAUCUCGGGAGUAUUUUGGUUGUUUGUUAUUUUAGUCUCUUUUUUUUCCGCGCUUGGGUGGGGUGGGUAAAUUAUUGCGAGUUGCCAUAACCCGCCAUAAUAAAUCAUCCAAACUCCUAACUCGGGCUGGAAUAGGCCGGCGCUUGUUCUUCGCCUAUUUACCGCACUAGUUAAGCGCGAGGUUCCAGCCGCGGCAGCCACUUAAGCCCCUUGUUCAACGCCAUCCGUGAUUCAGGCCCAGAUCUUGUCUCCAGAAGACCAAAGACUGUUGCGGGAAGAUAAUUUCAAAAUAAAUUAAUACAAAAGAAGACUCUUGGGCGCCGCACACAGAGGAUCCCGUAUCAUUCACAGCUUCUCUCCUUUUCAAUCCCCCAGCGAAUAAUAUGCUCUCGAUUACGGACUGAACCAUGGACUUUUGGUCUCGUCUGAUCGGGGGUUCUGGUCUCUCGUCAUCAAGGGUCCUUCGGGGCAACUCCGCUGCUGAGCGCGUAGCAACAUUUAAACAUACGUGCAAUACCCUCGAUCAAAUAUGGCGUACAGCGCCUACCACCUCUGGCGAAGCUGCUUCCAUUCUUCAAGUCAGAAAUUGCCUUGAACGCCUCAAUUCAGUCCUUAACGACGAGUCUCGUGGCCCCGCGCCUCAUCCCUGUCAUACCUUUGCUGCCACUUCUCAGGUUUACCUAACCGUCACGAAACUGGCACUGUCCUCGUGUGAUCCUGGCGUCAUCUCAAACGCCGCAGUCCUUUUCAAUACAUUGAUUGAUGCCGAGGUUGACGGCAUUGUUGAUAAUCGGGUAUUUGCCAGGGCGCUAGUCGACCUGGUUCGCAGAGCGGGCUCUGCUGGCGAGGAAGGGGAAGGGAGGCUUGUGGAGCUGCUGUUUGGAGUCGCGAACAAUAUUCGGUUACGCCCUGCUAUUCUUCCUGCGUGGUUUUUCCCAAAGGAACACGGCAAUCAGGGACCUGAGCCGGUGGAGACUGGGAAGGAGUUUGCGGGUGCAACGCGAAAGGACGAUUUCCCGUUCUUCUAUUUGUUAAUCGACUAUGUUCAUCAUGAAGGAAGAUCGGGCGAUUUCGCCCGAACGGGCCUGCUGUAUAUCAUUGAGACGGCAUCGCGGUCAAAGGAGCUCGAGCGAUGGCUGAUUGAAAGCGACCUUGCAACGCUAAUGGCCACGGGUUUAGGGGCGCUUUAUAGCCAAUUGAAUAGAAAGCUUCUUUUCUUGAAGGAUGACGAGAGCAUCCCUCAUAUCGUCGCUCUGUCCGAUUAUGCUCCGGUGGAGACGGCAGCUCGCCCCAAGCUCGGGGCACACAUGGAUGCAUUUCUUUCUUACUUGUUAUUCUGGCAGGAUACCAUCGAUCAUUGUAAAUCUGCUGAGGUUAACGACACACUGCUGGAUCAUUUUCAGGUCCUGUUUCUUCAACAGCUUCUUUAUCCAUCUCUUUUGGAGUCAUCGGAUGUUGAUGGCGGCUCCACUUCCGCUGUUAUUACCUACCUUUGCCGCAUCUUGGAAUCGAUUGACCAGCCCGAUCUAGUCCAUCGAAUUUUGCAUUUUCUCCUAGCUUCAUCCACGGGGAGUGAACCCGCUGCACAAAUUCCGAAGCAGAAGUUACGAAUGUCACUCAGCCGCCGCAAAUCUCUUGAUCUCCUAGCUUCGUUCGCGGAGGCUGCUGCAAAGCCAUCGCCAGAACUUUUCAACUUGGUCGACCUUGUGUUGAUGAGUAUUAGAUCGAAGAAUCCCCCAACGGUAGUGGCUACCUUCCAGCUUAUGACUGUGAUUUUUCAACGGCAUCAUAUAUUUGCAAGCUCCUUGAUCAAAACAGUUGAACCUCCUGAGACGUCUAUGUGCAUCAGGCCUAUUGGCGCACUUAAUGCAGAAUUACAACACUUAGUUAGCUUGGCAAGAUCAGUCAUUGAAGACCCUUAUUUGGAUCAGUCAUAUCAAAAUUAUCUUCUCGAUGCAUCCGCAAUUUUGGACCAACGAACCCCUAUUAUGGCUCUGGUUGGAGGGAAACCUACCCACUCCGCUCUGGAUUCGCCCUUGCUUCUGCACACUACUGAUGACAUAUUACGGGGAAUGAUCUCCAGGCUGGAGUCGUUUUUCACGAAUAGCGUCGUGAUGAAUCUAGCCUUAACAGAGGCUAUUACAAGUUUGGCAUCUUCAAACUACAUAUCCUUGGAUGGAUGGCUCCUCGUCGAGCCUCGGAAUUACGAAUAUGACACCGCGAGUCGGACCUGCGCAGAUGCAGAUGCGGAGGCCGAUCACGCAAACAAAUUCAGCCUAGCAUUCGAUCACCCAUCUUUUCCUCCGUCGUCGGUACCAUUGGUGCCGCACACUAUCCAAAAAUUGGUUCGCCGAGUCGAACAAUGGCGAUCGGAUAUAUCCGAUUUUAACAUCCUCGUCGCAGCCCGCAGACAUCUCCUCCGUUCCGGCGAUGAUGUGGGUGGCAUUGACGGACAACCUGGGGUUAAAUCAUCUGAUUCUUCCAACCGACCAUCAGCGGACCGCCAGGGUCACCAACACCCGGCCAAAGUUGGCCAUCGUUCCGAUUCUCCGCGAGGUCGCAAGACAACACUUCUUGAACAGACGACUGAUUCUUCGCCGCCGCGCUCGUUUGUAACUUCUGGGUCCAGAUCAUUGUUUAGCUCCCCCCUCCGCGAUAACCCUCAGAAGCAAGCACCCUCGCGACCAGAAUCAGCAACUCGCUCUUCGAUAGCGGCAGACGAGCUCCGAAGACGACUUGCGACGCAUAUCAAAGUCGACCUGUCGGAUGAUUCCUCUUCUGACCAAGGCACAACUUCUGAAACUGACACGUCGACAACGUCUUUGCCCGAUCAUCCUGGCGAUGAUGACUUGGGAUCCGGAUCGGGAUCUGGGAGCGCUUCUCGAUCUAAUAAUGUAACGCUUGGACACAUUCUCACCAACACCAUCAUCCUCUAUGAGUUUAUUCUUGAGUUAGUUGCCCUAGUGCAGGUUCGGGCAACGCUGUUCCAGGAAGUCAAGUUCGAGCGGUGAGCGCAACUUUUUUGACCUUUGCAAAAAUUUACUUUAUUGUACGUACCUGAAUGGAUGUUGCUACGGAAUAUUUUGUCGUGCAAGUGUAACUGGAAGAAAUUUAUCGAUUGCAUACACGCGCCCCGUUGAUAUGUACUUCUGUUUCUUGAUCUGUCAACGAUAUAUAUAGAGAUACAUGGGGUACUUUUUGGGAUAAAGGGAUAGUUUUGUGCACCCGCCCCCCAAAUGAAUAGAAAUAAUUGGUUCUUCACGCUACCAAGUUGCCCACAGAUAGUUAUGUAAUUCAAUAUUCGCCGCUCAUCCUUGUACGCCGCUCGUGUGGUCGUGUUUGUCCGAUGAACGGUUAUUUUUCCAUUGUGACAGUCAGACACCCGGCUUUGCCUCCUUUAAAUCAACGAACUGGUUUCGCCACAGAGUAGCGUAUCUCCCUCCCUUUUCCAGCAGCUCAUGAUGAGUCCCUCUCUCAACUAUCGUACCCUCUUGCAGCACGAGUAUCUGGUUCGCGCCGCCAAUAGUGGACAGGCGAUGGGCUAUUACGAAGGUGGUUCUCUUCCUGCUUAGCUUCUUCAGUGCGCCCUGAAUUUCAGAUUCUGUCUCCGUAUCCACAGCGCUGGUCGCUUCGUCUAAGAUCAGGAUUGGCGGAUCUUUCAAGAACACUCUCGCAAUCGCCAACCGUUGCAGCUCACCUCCUGACAGCUUGACACCUUGUUCUCCGACCCGGGUGUCGUAGCCGUCCGAGAAAGUGAGGAUAUUGUCAUGGA